UGAUCAAACAUCCCCCUUUUCUUAAUAUAAACAGCUGUUUUACAGAUGACUGCAGUUGCUUUUGUUGACAUAACAAUCAAGAUGGAUUCUCCAAGAAAAAGCAGCAUAGGAAAUUGUGAUUAUGAAGACGUCUACAAGCAUAGUUUCUUCAUAAAAUCACCACCAAUUCAUCUUUUUACCAAUCAGACUUCCUGGAAAAAGAGAUAUUUUAUCCUUUCCAAGACAGGUAAAAAUGGUUGUGUCUUGAGGUACCUUAAAGGUCAUCAGCUGAAAGGCUCCAUUGAAAUUAAUGAGGCUUCAGAAGUUGAAAUUGGCAUCAGUGAUACUGAGAAAAUGUCAACGGUGAAGAAGAUGUUUAAAUGCCAGCCCACAGAAGUGAUGACCAUCAGAACAGAGAAUAGGACCUUCUACCUUAUUGGAACAGACAGCAAGCACAUCGAGGAUUGGGCCACCUUUCUGUUUGCAGCCUGCAGAGGAAUAGAGAAACCUGAACUCAGAAGCCGGUCAUAUUCUUUACCAGCUGCUGCUACCACUGAGGAUGGCUUAUGUCCCAGCAAUGAAUAUGAAGAAUUAGAAACAGCUGCUUCCAAGAAAAGGCCAGCUUCAUAUCCUACUCCUCAAGUCUCCUGUGAAGAAAAGCAUAUUUAUGAUUCACCAAGAAAACUUUUAUUACGUCUACGGCAUCUAACAAGCGCUCCUCUUGAAGAACCUUUGGAAGAAAAUUGCAAAACAGAGAAUAUCUAUGUUUAUCCAAGGAGGGUUCUAGCCCAGUCAGAUGAUUUUUUGGCUGAAGUUAGCAUCAUGGAACAAUCUUCUAGCUCAGAUGAACUAAAGCUCAAAAGCAAUAAUGAAUAUAUGUCCAUGAAAGAACUGCUUUUAGGAGUCACAGAAGAGGACAUUCAGUCUGCAUGCAAAAAGAAUGAAUCAUCGACCCUUCCUGAAAGCCAGAAAAAGAGUUCAAAUACACAAGUACCAGAGGACAAGCCAAUGAAGCCAAUGCCACUACUGAGAACUUCCAAACCAGAAAAAAACUCCAAAAUAUCAUCACUGUCAGUAGUUCAAUUGUCCAUAAUUCUCAGUAAAAUCACAGAUGAUGACCAACUGGAGGAUGUGAAUAUUAUUUUCCCAUGUGGUGACUUUGUCAAUUGCUUGACACUUCUAGAAGCUUCUGGACAUAUAUGCAUCUCCCAGUGGAAUGAUCAGCAUCACUUAGGAUGUAUCUUUCAUCAAGGGGACUAUAUAAUGGCCGUGAAUGACCUGCAUGUCAAGAGCAUAGAUGAAAUUUCUUUGUUCACAAGUAGAUCCACAAGAAAAGAGAUCCAUACAGACAUCUUGAUCUCUUCUACCCAUGCCACUACCAAUCAAGUGAUCAAUGCCAUCAGGAGCUUGGAUCUCAAUAGUCUCAUGAAGGUGCUUCAUAAAAAGUCAUGUCUUUUUGAUGAAGGAACAGGGAAAUACCUGUAUUUUACCACUGUUCCAAUACAAAGUUAA
Messenger RNA from Pogona vitticeps (central bearded dragon), 1491 nucleotides. NCBI's taxonomy places the organism in Eukaryota, Metazoa, Chordata, Lepidosauria, Squamata, Agamidae. The record is from RefSeq and is a predicted model, not a curated record.